AUGGUGAUGCAAACCAGCCUGAGAGAAGCCAUGAACGCCCGAACCAUCACCGGCUCGCCCACCACCGGCGGCCAGACCAUGGUUCUGGCCCACGGGUACGGGGCGGACCAGUCGGCCUGGGACCAAAUCCUCCCGGCGCUCUCCCAACACUACCGGGUCGUGGUCUUCGACUGGAGCUUCUCCGGCGCCGUGAAGGACCCGGACUUCUUCGACCCGGCCCAUCACGCCACGUACGAGGGCUUCGCCGACGACCUCGUUGGGCUCAUCGAAGAGAUGGGCCUGGAGUCCGUCGUCUUCGUGGGCCACUCCAUGGCCGGGAUGAUCGGAUGCAUUGCCUCCGUCAAGAGGCCGGAGCUCUUCAGCCGCCUCGUCCUCGUCGGCGCGUCUCCUAGAUACAUGAACGGCGACGACUACGAAGGCGGCUUCGACCGAUCGGACAUCGAGGGCCUCAUGAACAACAUCGAGACCAACUUCACCAACUGGACCCAGGCCUUCGCCGCCAUGGUCGUCGGCGGCCACGCCCCCGCCGCCGUCGACAAGUUCGCCGCGUCCCUGCGGCGGAUGAGGCCGGAGGUGGCCCUCGCCGCCGCCAAAACCGUGUUCUACUGCGACCACAGGGACGUGCUGGAGAAAAUCUCCACUCCGACCACCAUCGUGCAGACGACGCGCGACGUCGCCGUGCCGACGUCGGUGGCUUACUUCAUGCAGGAGAGGAUCAGGGGGAAGUCGACGGUGGAGAUCAUGGACACCGACGGCCAUUUUCCUCAUCUCACGGUGCCGAAGGAGCUGCUUGGUUUGCUUGGCGGAGUUCUUGGGUUUGAAAGCUAA
Molecule: messenger RNA, 828 nt
Organism: Linum trigynum
Lineage: Eukaryota; Viridiplantae; Streptophyta; Magnoliopsida; Malpighiales; Linaceae
Source: the annotation of a GenBank genome assembly